This is a messenger RNA of Ipomoea nil (Japanese morning glory), 2114 nucleotides long. Its product is annotated as serine/threonine-protein kinase PBS1. Gene Ontology annotation, molecular function: protein kinase activity; ATP binding. Gene Ontology annotation, biological process: protein phosphorylation. Lineage: Eukaryota; Viridiplantae; Streptophyta; Magnoliopsida; Solanales; Convolvulaceae. The coding region runs from base 432 to 1934 and encodes 500 amino acids. The record is from RefSeq and is a predicted model, not a curated record. The transcript is spliced from 5 exons.
AGAACCAGAAAGAGAGAGAGAGAGAUAGAGAGAGAGAGAGAGAGAGGGGCAAACAUUGUAUUGAAACACCGCAGAAAAAGCAGUCUAAAAAGACACUAUCUUUCAUUUUGUCUAUGGUGUAUAUACCUUGCCCAGAAGCAAUAGCGUAUAGCUAAACCCUUGUUGUGGUACUGUUUGUACUUGUUUGUUAUGGUAUUUGUCCCCUUCUGGCUUUCUGUGCUGAUCAGGAAGAUGGGUGGCCAGAUUGAUUGAUUGAUACGCCAAGAUUCGGAUUCUGUAGACGCGUAUUUGUGUGUGAUUGUUGAGUUGUUUUCUCUCCGUUUCUUGAGAUUGAGAUGGGGAGCUUGAGAACCUGAUUGGGGUUUGAGUUAAUCUGAUAUAUUCGAGGAAAGGGUUGUUGUAAAGUCUUGAUCUUCUUGGUGGGGGAACACAUGGGUUGCUUCCCUUGUUUUGAUUCCAGAGAGGAGGAGACUCUGAAUCCCCAGAAGGAGAGAGAUGAUCGCAAGGAAGUUCAUCCAGUUGUUCCCUCCCAUAUGUCCAGAUUAUCUUCAGGGGCGGACAGACUAAAAUCACGAGGUAACACUGGUUCCAAGAGAGAAACUUCGGGCUUAAAGGAUUUACCUGGUGUUCAGAUUGCGGCUCAUACAUUUACUUUUCGUGAGCUUGCGGCUGCUACAAGUAACUUUAGGCCAGAAUCUUUCAUAGGUGAAGGGGGAUUUGGACGUGUAUAUAAAGGACGACUUGCAAAUGGCCAGGCUGUAGCUGUUAAGCAAUUGGAUAGGAAUGGGCUGCAGGGGAAUAGAGAAUUUCUAGUGGAGGUUCUUAUGCUCAGCCUUCUUCAUCAUCCUAAUUUAGUUAACUUGAUUGGAUACUGUGCGGAUGGAGACCAGAGGCUUCUUGUCUAUGAAUUUAUGCCGUUGGGAUCGUUGGAGGAUCACCUUCAUGAUUUACCACCUGAUAAAGAGCCGUUGGAUUGGAACACGAGGAUGAGAAUAGCAGCUGGUGCAGCCAAAGGUUUGGAGCAUCUUCACGAUAAAGCUAAUCCUCCAGUUAUUUACAGGGACUUCAAGUCCUCAAACAUAUUGCUAGAUGAAGGGUUUUCCCCGAAGCUUUCUGAUUUUGGUCUAGCAAAGCUCGGUCCUACUGGAGAUAAGUCGCAUGUGUCAACAAGGGUCAUGGGAACCUAUGGCUAUUGUGCUCCCGAAUAUGCCAUGACUGGACAAUUGACGGUGAAAUCGGAUGUUUAUAGCUUCGGGGUUGUGUUCUUAGAGCUUAUCACGGGACGUAAGGCCAUUGACAGCACCCAACCGCCCGGGGAACAGAACCUCGUUGCUUGGGCACGCCCGCUGUUUAACGAUCGUCGGAAGUUUGCGAAAUUAGCCGACCCGAGGCUGCAAGGCCAGUUUCCAAUGAGAGGCCUUUACCAGGCCCUAGCCGUGGCGUCCAUGUGUAUCCAAGAGCAGGCUGCAGCCCGGCCUCUGAUCGGGGACGUGGUCACUGCCCUUUCCUACUUGGCCAACCAGGCAUACGAUCCCAGCGCAGCUCCCGGCUUCAAGGACGACAAGCGAGGCCCAAGAAUAUCGAGGAACGAAGACGGUUCAGGAGGUGGAUCGGGACGCAAAUGGGACCUGGACGGGUCCGAGAAGGAAGACUCCCCUCGGGAAACCGCAAGAAUGCUGAACCGGGAUGCAGAGCGAGAGCGGGCCGUUGCGGAGGCGAAAAUGUGGGGGGAGAAUUUCAGGGAGAAGAGGAGACAAAAUGGAGAAUUGGAGGGGGGGUCUGAGAAGGAAGAUUCGCCCAGGGAAACUGUAAAAAUGUUGAACAGAGAUUUGGACAGGGAAAGAGCAGUUGCAGAGGCUAAAAUGUGGGGUGAAAAUUUUCGAGAAAAGAGACGACAGAACACUCAUGCCGGUUUUGAGGGCAAUAAUGGAUAGUGGAUCCAAGAAUGGGAAUGGAAUGUUGGUUUAGUGAAGGUCAAGUUUUUAUCUCUAUUCUUGACUCUAUUUUACAUUUUCGUUUUGGAAAUACUAGAACACAAGUGCAAAGGGUGUAUAUUUUAUCGAGGAAAUAAUAGUAGGUGAGAGUUUAAUAACACCCCCCAAACUUUGCCUUUA